AUGAACAUACGUCGAAAUCGACGAAAGUCAGUUCUUCUAUCAGCAACGCGAAAAAUACAGAUCUUUAUUGUAUUGAAAACGUGGCCCUACUGGGUCUUCGGAAUGAUAGAGAGCAGUAUGCCAAUAUUUAUCAUUGCUGACAAAAUGAGUACGAGUAACUGCGUAUCAUCUCGGACGGCUGGGCUGCGUACGACGAAAGAUACUUCUUCUACAAAGCAAAGAAAAGAAUGUGCGAUUUAUUUGAAUGGAAAACAAAAGGCGCUACUGGGUAUUUGGCAUGAU
Molecule: messenger RNA, 282 nt
Organism: Mesorhabditis spiculigera
Lineage: Eukaryota; Metazoa; Nematoda; Chromadorea; Rhabditida; Rhabditidae
Source: the annotation of a GenBank genome assembly